Messenger RNA from Glycine soja, 919 nucleotides. RefSeq names its product subtilisin inhibitor CLSI-II-like. The record is from RefSeq and is a predicted model, not a curated record. The transcript has 2 exons. Gene Ontology annotation, molecular function: endopeptidase inhibitor activity. NCBI's taxonomy places the organism in Eukaryota, Viridiplantae, Streptophyta, Magnoliopsida, Fabales, Fabaceae. Bases 25 to 756 code for a protein of 243 amino acids.
AAUACUUUAUCUAGUAAAAUAACUAUGAAUAAGUUUGUGCUGGUACUAUUUACUGUUUCCUGGGUCCUUCUCUUUGGUUUGCUAGAUGGUAAACCUCCCAUAGGCAGUGGUCGAGUAAUAUGGGACACUGGUGGCCAACAGCUGUUCGCAUCUUAUGCAUACUACAUUACGGCAAGGCAUCCUGAUUUAGGCAGUGGUGGCCUCAAACUCAUCAAGACUGGAAACUCAACUUGCCCAAAUACUAUUUUGCAAUAUUUUCCCAAGUACACCCAUGGCCUGCCAAUGUAUUUGCUCAUAUCUGUAAUAAGCAAUUUUAUCGUCUAUGAAGGUACCCCACUGGCUAUUUUUAUGGCAAAGAAGCCAAAUUGUGUUGAAUCGUUGGUUCCUGAUCCUAUGAAGGGAUCUCCGGAUCCACCAAGUCCAUUAAAUCCCCCAAACUCCUCUAGAUUGUUGGUGUUUGUGGACAAUUCAAUCCACAAGACAUGUGUGGGUACUGGUGGUCCUGAAGCUCAUCCAGGCCUACUAACGUAUAGUGGCACUUUUCACAUUGAGAUCCUAGAAAACGUUCGAUUUGGAUACAGCUCUUACAAGCUUGUGUUUUGUUUCGAUGGCUCAGACUACCAAAAUUGUUCCUAUAUUGGGACCUAUGAUAAUAGUGAGGGUGGAAGACGUUUGAUUCUCACUGAGACUAAUCCCUUCUUAUUUUCUUUUGUUCAUGCACUUAAAUUUGAUGGGACUAUUAAGUCCGUAGGUUGAAUGAUAUAUCUCAAGACUAGAUUAGAUUAUGAUUAUGGUCUUGAGUGAGUGUAAUCACAUACUUUGUUGUUUUGAUCUGCAUUAACUCUGCUCCAAAUAAAACCUCAAUGCAAACAUUGAAUAAGUGAAAUGAAUAAUUAAUGGUUAUGCUUUCUUGUAUUCC